GGCAUAAAAGAAAAAGCUAGUCUAGAUAAAGAAAAAAAAAUUCAACAAGAUUUCCCCUUUUUCCUUUCUGUGUUGUCAGUUCUUACUCUCUGUACCUCCACUAAUGACAUACACUAUACUACUAUUUUCUUGAUUCUUUGAUGUUAGCCUUUUAUUCUUCAACAAAUAUCUAAGUAUAACUUGUGAAGCAAUGUAAUUUAUUCAACAAAGGUAUAAAUUCCCAAGUUGGUUCCUAAGUUUGAAGGGUAUUUGCACUUUGGUCAAGGAAUCUUGGUGAAAAUGUAUUUUCUUGGUACUGUAUAAUGUUUUGUUUAUUUUACAACAACCCCUUUUAGUCUACUGGCAAAGAAAUGAACCCCAGAUAAAGUUUGGGUUUUUAUUUGGGUUUUUGAAGCUCUGGUUCUUGUUUUGCUUUUUUCUAAGUUCAGGAGUUUAGUGAAUUUUCUUGGUUGUGUAUAAUUUUGUGUAUUGUAAGAACCCCAGAUAAAGUUUGAGUUUUUAUUUGGGUUCUUGAAGCUUAUGGGUGGAUUUAGGAGUUUAGUGAGUUGUCUUGGUUUUGUAUAAUUUUGUGUAUUUCAAGAACCCCUGAUAAAGUUUGGGUUUUUGAAGUUUUGGUUGUAGUUUUCCUUUUUUCUGUUGUUAUGGGUGGAUUUUUGAGUUUAGUGAAUUAUUUUGGUUCUGUAUAAUUGAGUGUAUUGUAAGAAUCCCAGAAAAAGUUUGGGUUUUUAUUUGGGGUUUUGAAGCUUUGAUUGUAGUUUUGCUAUUUUCUUCCCCUAUUGUUGUGUAGCUUUGGGUGGAUUAAGGAGUUCAGUGAGUUUUCUUGGAAAUACUUGAAAAAAGUUAAAUGCUUUUUACUGAUGUAAUGGCUGCAGAGUCUAAUACAGGGUUUCACCAGCAAGCUUUAGGGGCAAUUGGUAGCUCAUCACCCCAGAUGAUGUUGAUGAGUGAUUACUAUAGUCAACUUGGAAUGAAUUUCGAUGUAAAUAAUAGCGGUGUAGGAGGAGGAGGGAUGUUGUUUUCGGGGAAUCCAACAAUGAUAAACAACAAUAACACUAGUAGCAAUAGCCAUUGUCCAAGAACUAGUCAGUAUGGAAGUUGUUCAGGUUCCUUUCUUAUAGAUACAGUGCCAGGGCUCAAGCAUGAUACAGGCCUCGCAGUUGAAUGGACAGUCGAGGAACAGUACAAACUCGAUGAAGGACUUAUCAAGUAUGCUAAUGAACCCCGUAUAAUGAAAUAUGUUAAGAUUGCAGCCAUGCUGCGCGAUAAAAAUGUACGUGAUGUUGCACUGAGAUGUAGGUGGAUCACGAGAAAGCGAAGGAAACAGGAAGACUAUAGUUUGGGGAAGAAAGUGAAAGAUAGGAAGGAUAAAUCAGCAGAAAUGGCCUCAAAGAGUAGUGCAUCUGCUUCACUUAUGAACUUGGCUCCAUAUUCUCUCUCCAUGAAUCAUCAUGGCCAUGGUGCUGCUAUGCCUUCAGGAGCAGCACUACUUGGAACAAGGCGUCUAUUGGAAGAAAAUAAUCAGGCCCUUAACAAAAUUUCAGCUAACCUCUCAACAUUCAAGUUGCAGGACAAUGUUGAUCUUUUUUUCCAGACAAAGAACAACUUAACUGCCGUUUUAAAUAACAUGAAAAAUAUGCCAGGGAUUAUGAGCCAAAUGCCACCACUUCCAGUUUUCUUAAAUGAGGAACUUGCUAGUAGUCUUUCGCCUAGUUCAUCUCAGCCCAUGAUGUUUGGCUGCAGAAGCGGAAUCCAGUUGAAACAGGAGCCAGCUUGUUGAUAGAGAAUGCUUGGUGCUCAGUUUGGAUUAUUGGCUAGUGUAAGUACACACAAUUUUAGUGUAAAUGCAUAAUAAGCUGGCAGUACUUACAAUGAUCAGGCCGAUGCGAAGAAUAUUUCUGACCCAUUUUCGGAAACUGAAUAUCUGAGCAUAAAGUACCAGGAAAUAACAGCCUUACCUCAUCUCUUAUCAGGCAAAAUCUGUACCAGAUAAUGCACUUAGAAGCUUAAGGUCACGUUUCACCUUUCCGCGUGUAAAUUCGAGUAACAAAUAUAACUUCUGAAUCAUCCUUUAGUUUUGUAAUGUUAUCCUUUUGCAGCUUCUUGCAUUGUUUAUCUAAUUUGCUGUAAAAAACGAAUUAUUGAGUAUUGGAUUGAAAUGAACUCAAAUAGAGCGGCAUGGAUAUAAAUUUGUGGAGCCACCCUUAUCCAAGGGGCGUCAACUCACACCACUGGAAGGUUACACUGUAUAGAUAAGCAACUUUUUUGUUGAUGUAUAUAUUGUAUGUUGAAUCCCAUUGGCUACUUCGUGUGUGUU
Molecule: messenger RNA, 2314 nt
Organism: Lycium barbarum (goji berry)
Lineage: Eukaryota; Viridiplantae; Streptophyta; Magnoliopsida; Solanales; Solanaceae
Exons: 8
Coding region: 845-1777 (310 amino acids)
Source: RefSeq, a predicted model, not a curated record